Molecule: messenger RNA, 2247 nt
Organism: Xyrauchen texanus (razorback sucker)
Lineage: Eukaryota; Metazoa; Chordata; Actinopteri; Cypriniformes; Catostomidae
Product: probable low affinity copper uptake protein 2
Exons: 5
Coding region: 191-781 (196 amino acids)
Biological process (GO): copper ion transmembrane transport
Cellular component (GO): membrane
Molecular function (GO): copper ion transmembrane transporter activity
Source: RefSeq, a predicted model, not a curated record
GCACUCUUUUGUUUAGGCUGCGCGCGACUCAGCUGUUGGCUUAUAAAGUCAGUUAAAAAUGCGGCUAAGUUGGCUGUUGAUGCGCAAUUGGUAUUGAAAGUGCGUUAUUUUCAUAGCGGACGUUUAUUCUCUUAUUUGAGAAAGUUGAAUGAUCCUGAACUCGUUUUAGAGGGCUGCACGCGAGUCCAUCAUGAAUAUGCACUUUGAAGGGUCCAGUAACGUCAUCCUGUUGUUUGAUUUCUGGAGCGUGCAUGGGCCUGCAGAAAUGCUCCACCUUCACAGACACUGUUGUUUUGGAUAUUCAGUAAUACUGUGGGAAUCCCAGAAGCAACCGGUUUCUUUUUUUGGAAUGGUGCUAUCAGUCUUUGUUGUUCUUCUGCUCACUGUGUUCUAUGAGCUUCUAAAAGUAUGGAAGAUCAACAUCGGAAAACAGACCCAAUCCCCAGUUACACGUCCUGCUGCCCCAGUGUCAUUCUCUACUGAUCAGGCCUGCUUUGCUCCUGUCAUGGGGUGUCAAGGGGGAAGCUCCACACUGGCCAGCAGCCCCUCUGAGAUCUCAUUAGCUCCCACUGAGAGUACCAGUGGCACUGCUGGCACCACAUCCACUGCUAAGAGCUGGCUUCUGCACUGCCUAAAGACCACCAUACACAUCCUGCAGGUGACACUAGGCUACAUGCUCAUGCUCUGCGUCAUGUCCUACAACAUAUGGAUCUUCCUGGGAGUCAUCGUGGGCUCCGUUCUGGGAUACUUCCUGGCUUUCCCACUCCUGAAUCACAUUUGAGGAGUAGGGAUGAAGGAACGGAAAACUAAAUACAACAGCUUGAAAAGCUUGUGAUCUUAAUUAACUGAAAAUGAGGAAAUGUUUAGAUCUUUUAUUUUCAUGGUGCAAGUUGUGUGAACCCACAAGCAGUGUGGUUAUUGUUUUGAACAAUGAGAGAUGCAAGAUUGUUUUGCUUGAACAGAUUGAUUGAUAUUUUUUUAACUGAAUUUUUAAGAAAAUGUUUGAGCUGGCAUGAAAUCACAUUUUAAUGAAGACUGAGGUUGACCAACAUGGCAAAAGUAUGUGAUAACAGGCAGGGACAUUGUUGGUUACAUUUUAACCUCAUUGUCUAUUGUGCCUGAACUUAAGAAUGUUUUAUAGAAUGGUGUUAUGUGGUGAUGAGCACAUGACGACCUUUCCAACCGGUCUGUUUCAGGACUGUAAUGAACACUGAUUUUUCACAUUCUACAACUACUGAUUAAGCUAAUUUCCUGUUUUUACACAAAAUGCAUUGUGCAAGAUUUGAUAAAUUAAACUUAACUUGUGGUUUUAUUUUGGGGAAUUUACACUAGUUUUUAAACCUUGUGGUGGUAUAUAGUAGAAUUCCAUCAAGAGUCAAGAUCGGGUUUUAUUGUGUUCUUCUGGUAAUUACAGCUCAUGGGGGAACAGAAAUCAUUGGGUGAAAAGGAGAUAAAAAUCAUCCGGCCUUAAUGUUCACCAGCAAUGGAGAUGUUGAAACAGAGCAAAAAGUUGGAAUGUGCAAUACUAAACUGUGCAUUCAUUUGUUUGGAGAAAAGGAGUGCAUUUCUGUAGUAAACCUACAAUCCUCACCACUUUUAUUUAAAUGCAAUAUUCCUCAAGGCACUUUUUGGUCUCCAUGGUUUGUGCAAUUCAUUACUCAAAAAGACACAUGUUUGAUUGUAGAAUGUUUUAAAAUAGGGUUACACCUCAUGUCUAAAUCAAAUAAACUGUUGAAACAUGGCCUUGGUGUAAUCGGUUGAAAUGCAAAGUUGUAGCACACAGAUUUGAUUUUAAAGUUAUACACAAAGGCUUUACAAGAAAUAAACCUUUCAUAUAAAAGAAUAAAUCCUGUUGUUGCUUUGUACUAUGGGGAGGUAAGGUGAAAGGCCUCAGUCACCACUCUCUUGAAUUGUACAGAUUUUCAUUUUUGGAUGAACUAUUCCUUUAAUGUGUAUAGAUAUUUGCAAUAUGUUUUCAGGGAGUCUAUGUUUGCAAGAGAACGAAUAGGACAUUUUUAUGGACUACAAAAGGACUAUUAUUUUAUAGAAUAUUUUUACAUCUUAAUGUCUUAAAGGGAUAGUUCACCAAAAAAAAUAACAAUUCACUUUCACAAUUUACUCACCCUCAUACUAUUUCAGAUGUGGAUGACUUUCUUCAGCAGAAUAGAAAUAAAGAUAUUCAGAAGAAUAUCUCAGCUCUGUAGGUCCUUUUGAUGCAAGUGAAUGGUGGCCAGAUAUUUGAAGCUC